This is a messenger RNA of Ectocarpus siliculosus, 2076 nucleotides long. NCBI's taxonomy places the organism in Eukaryota, Phaeophyceae, Ectocarpales, Ectocarpaceae. The record is from the annotation of a GenBank genome assembly.
AUGCCUCCCACGGUGGUUGCAACGAGCGACAAGAUGGACGAGAUCUCCUCCGUGGCCAAGGACUACUACGACUCCGACAACGCCUUCAACUUCUACCGGCAGGUUUGGGGCGGGGAGCACAUCCACGUGGGCCUGUACACCAGGCUUGAGGGAGAGGACGCGGAACUGAAGGGGGUGGACCGCAUCACCAAGGCCAGCUCCCUGUGUACCGAAGAGCUGCUCUCCCGGUGCUUCCCCGCUGGCGCCACCGCCACCAGCGAUGGUGAGGACGCGCCUCCCGCGUCGGAGUGCACGAUGAUGGACAUGGGCUCCGGGUAUGGGGGCACGGCGAGGGCGGCGGCCAAGACGCUCGGCUGCAAGGUCGUGUGCAUCAACGUUGCGAGCCGUGAGAACGAGAUCAACGCCGCCAUUACCAAAGACGCGGGACUGGAGGACAAGGUUAUUGUCCCCGGGGAGAAGUCGUUCUUCGAGACGGGCAUGCCGGAUGCCAGCUGCGACGUGGUGACCUCCCAGGACGCUCUCCUGCACGCGGGGUCGGAGCGGCACAGGGCCCUCGGAGAGGCUGCCCGCGUGCUCAAGCCCGGCGGGAGGAUGGUCUUCACGGACAUCAUGCAGUCCAAGGAAGCCGACCCCAAGGACCUUCAGGAGGUGUACCAACGCAUCCACCUGGACGAUAUGGCCACGCCCGAGUCCUACGCCAAGUGGGGCAAGGCCCACGGGCUCGAGUUCGUCGAGUUCGUCGACAUGACCGACAACCUCGCCUUGCACUACGGAGCGGUCCGGGAGGUGCUGGUGUCGCGGCGCGGCAACCUGGAUGGCGUGGAGGAUGGGUUCAUCGACAACAUGGCCAGGGGGCUCGACGCUUGGACCUCGGCGGCCGGGCGCGACCUCAUCCGAUGGGGAUGCCUGGUCUUUACGAAGCCGGAAAAGGCCUCAAACACCCAGAACGCGGCGAACGCCAUCGCGGCUACAGCGAAGGGGUACUACGACUCCGACAACGCCUUUAACUUCUACCGGCAGGUGUGGGGCGGGGAGCACAUCCACGUGGGCCUGUACAACAAGCUCGAGGGAGAGGACGCCAAGCUGGAGGGGGUGGACCGCAUCACCAAGGCCAGCUCCUUGGGAACCGAAGAGCUUCUCUCGCGGUGCUUCCCCGCAGGCGCCACCAGCAGCAGCAGCAGCGGCGAAGGGGCGCUUCCCGCUUCGGGGUGCACGAUGGUUGACAUGGGCUCCGGGUACGGGGGCACGGCGAGGGUGGCAGCCAAGACGCUCGGCUGCAAGGUGGUGUGCAUCAACGUCGCCUCCAGAGAGAACGGCGUCAACGCCGCGCUGAACAAAGCCGAGGGGCUCGAGGACAUGGUGAUCAUCCCCGGAGAGAAGUCGUUCUUCGAGACGGGCAUGCCGGACGCCAGCUGCGACGUGGUGACCUCCCAGGACGCUCUCCUGCACGCGGGGUCGGAGCGGCACAGGGCCCUCGGAGAGGCUGCCCGCGUGCUCAAGCCCGGCGGGAGGAUGGUCUUCACGGACAUCAUGCAGGCGGAGCACGCCAAGCCCGAGGACCUUCAGGAGGUGUACCAACGCAUCCAUCUGGACGACAUGGCCACGCCUCAGGCUUACGCCAAGUGGGGCGAGGCCCACGGGCUCGAGUUCGUCGAGUUCGUCGACAUGACGGCCAACAUCGAGACGCACUACGGGUCGGUCCGCGAUGUGCUGGUGUCGCGGCGCGGCAACCUGGAUGGCGUGGAGGAUGAUUUCAUCGACAACAUGGCCAGGGGACUCGACGCUUGGACGUCUGCGGCCGGGCGCGACCUCAUCCGCUGGGGAUACCUGGUCUUUACGAAGCCGCCGUGGGUUCAAGCCUCAAAGUGCGCGGAGGCGAUGGAUACCAAGCCUUAUGUACAAGGCUGGAACAUGAAUGGAAGAAGGGUCGUGUUCACACCGGGGUUGUUGGCCAUUUCAUAUGGUACAUGUUCGCUUUGUGUUGUUUGCGGUUCUCUUGAGUUUGCUCUAGUUGUUGCUCGGUUUCGGAGCGCGAGAGUCCACUGCUUUUGUUUUUCGGGACUUCCUAGGUGUUGA